Messenger RNA from Tetranychus urticae (two-spotted spider mite), 3314 nucleotides. The record is from RefSeq and is a predicted model, not a curated record. Lineage: Eukaryota; Metazoa; Arthropoda; Arachnida; Trombidiformes; Tetranychidae.
GGGGAAAAGAAAGACAAGAAAUGAUGAGCUGUAUCAAGUGGGUUUUGUUGCCACUUUUUACUAGCUUUUUUGAUUAAGUUUUUAAUAAUAAUUAACUUAUGUUGAAUUUGUUGAUUUAUUUACAUUUAAAUACUCUGUGGAUUCAAAGGAGUCACCAAUGAGUUGAAAUUUCAAUCCAAGUCUGUGUUUUACUACUAAAAUUAGUGAUCUUAAGAUCCUACUCGAUGGUCGUCUCCAAACUAGAAGCAGUCUCAUCCUGGUUAAAUUUGGUGGAUCCAUAAUGUUUACCUUGGUUUUGGUUGGACCUGGACCCACCAUUGGAAACCACUUGGAUAGACGACACACUGAGAUAAGACUCAUACACUAGGAUAACUAAAAGGACCUGGAUAUGAACAAAUUUGAUAACUUCUCUUCAUAAUAUUUUUAUUGUUUGCCCAGACCGGGUGACUUAGAAGGGUCUACAAUUGAAUGUAUCAACCAAUAUGAAAAGACUUCAUCUGUUUUUCACGUCAUUCGAUAUGGAAUCAAGCAGAAACAAGGUGAAUAUCGCUUCGCCAGUUCAACUCAUUUCAAGAUUCGAUCAUUUUUCAUUCAUACAUUCUCAAUGAUCGGCUUUUUUCGCCUUCUUACACUCAUGUUGGUCACCGAUGAAUCUGUUCACAUUUACUUGGGCGACGGUCUUUACAGUUCAAAACAAGCUUCAAUCAUUUACUUUCUCUGUAUCAUAACACUCGGCUCUCUCUACGGUUUUGGUGAAAUUACACUUUACCAGGAAAGUUCAGGCUAUUGGAAGCCGAUGCGAGUUCUCGAUCAACUUCGUUCACCCAAUUUAAACCCUUCAUCUAUUGGCUUAACACGUUCGUAUUUGACUAAAGCGUGCAGUUUAAUUCACCUUGUUGCCAAACAUGGAGUUCGAAUCAUGAAUUGUGCACCACUCUACAUGAUCUUCAUCAUUGAAGCUCCUAUAGUUGCUGAAUUGUCUCUCAAAGAGAAUCCAAUGUUUAACUUCUACUGCCUUCUCUGGUCCUUCUUUCUAGCCUGUCCUUUCAUCUAUCACAUGGCAGGUAAUUUUGGUCGAGCUGGUUAUUUAAUCAUGUAUGGGAUUUGCUCUAUUUUACGUCUUCGAUCACUUGAGACCUUGGUUAAACAUUCAUCAUGUCAAUUGACCCUCAUUGAACGAGACAUCAAUUCCCUGGUUUCAGCUAUUAUAAGCUUUUGCAAUGAGAUGGAACAAGUUUUCAGAAGCAUUCGCUUCGGUAUAUUUUAUGCUGUGUUUGUUAUCGCCUUUAUGGCUGAUGUUCAACUCUUUUUUGGAGUAAUCAUUCCAUUGGAACCUGCUUUAGUUGCUCAUUUACUUGCUGUUAAUGCCGCUGUUAUCCUGUUUGCACUAGGAUUAACAGUCUACUUUUGUGGUGUUUACUUGAAUACGCUUCAAUCAACUGUUGUUCAAUUUCAUCGGAUUUGCACCGCUCAAAAUAUAUCUGUAUUGACAAAACUCAAGAUUAAUGAGCUUAUGGAUCGAAUGGCCGGGCCUUAUAAUGGUAUCGAAGCAGGAUGGUUUGGUACCUUAACAACCAAAUUUUUUGUAAUCUUUCUAGUUGAAAAUGCGUCAACAAUGAUGCUGUUUGCUGUUAAUGUUGUUGGAUAUUUGAUAAAAUAAUUCAAAUGAAAGGGCGAAAAAUAUUGGCAUGGAAAUUUAUUCCAGUUCAACUCAAACAAUUAACCAAAAUAUGAAUAAAUAUUGAAUGUAUAAUGAAUUGAUAAACAAAAAUUUCAAAGAAAGCAAAGCCAAAAUCUGACAUUUCAAACAAGCUCAUUAAACAGUCUCAUUAAGCAAAGAGUAAAUCAGAGAAUCCUAAAUUUGAUUCAAUUGUUGACCAAAGACUGUUUAAAACACACAAAAUGUACUCGAUUGUUGAUUUACAUUAAAAAAUAACAACAAACUCUUAAUAAACGUAUUCAUCAAACUCUUGAAAAUAUUAGCAACAAAUUAAACCCAUUUUAACCCAUUUAAAUCCAUUAACCAAACAAACCCAAACCAAUGAGCCCAGAGUUUCCAUCGACUAAAAGCAUCACCGAUUUGGAUGAUUAUUCAAUUCUCAUGAUAUUAUCGUAUAUAAAAAAUAUUCGUGAAAAAAUUCGACUUAAAAGAGUUUGCCUUCGAUUUUACCGAUUAUCAAGCGAAUCCCUUAGACUUGACCAUCAAUCGAUCAGUGACCGUAAAGAUAUUUACUAUUCAAGUGAGAUAAGGCCAUUUACUCGAACCGAGAAACGAGUUCGUCUUCCCUUUGACAAAAUAUUGUCCAAUUGUCCAAAAUUGAAAGAGUUCAAUUCAACUGCUUGUGAUAGAGUUUGUUACAAUGUAAACAGAUUACCUUGUCAACUGAUUUACUUGGAAAGAUUGACUCUUCAUGGUUGGUCCAAUGUUAAAAUGUCCUCAUCGAUUGUCCGUAGAUGUGUUAACCUAAAAUAUCUUGAUUUGGGUUGCAUUAAAAUGGGUCGUGCCUAUGAGUUUUUCACAACCGAUCUUCACAUGAUCAAAUCUAAUCAAUUGACUACCUUAAAGUUGCAUGGAGUUCACUAUUCAUUAAACAAUUUACAAACCUUCAUGUCUACCUAUGGAUCUAAAUUGCAAAUUUUUCAAUACUCAUCAAGCUUGAUUACGGCAACCUCAUCGACAAACCUUCCCAAUGGUUUAAUGAUAACACCUUUUGAUUCUAAUUUUUUUUCAACUCUCAUUCAAAUUGUUUUCAAUUUUUGUCCCAAUUUAAAUCAAUUUAAACUUGUACUGGUCGAUCAUGAUGGCUUUGGAUACCCAAUGUCUAUACCCAAUCUGGUUCCACUUGAACAUUUAUCUUCACUGUUUAUUGAAUCCGAGCAAAGAGGCUUUAGUAUUGACCUUUUGGAAAUUAUUUUACAGAAUUGUCCUUCUCUUGAAUUUCUUUGUAUUGUUGCCCGUUUCCUUUCGGAUGUUAGAGUGGUCAGUUUGUGUAAGAAAUAUUGCCCUUUGAUUAAAAAGGUUAAUCAGCGGCCAGUCGAAUGAGGUUGAAAUUAUUGUAAAGACUGGAAAUCGAGAUUGAAAUUUGAAAAUUUUGCUUCUAUUGCCAUCAAUAAUGGUAUUUUAUAUUGAGCCAAUGGAUUAUAAUUUUCACUAAUCAUGAUUCUACUGUUAGCUUUAUUUAUUUGAAUAUUUUAAAUUCAUCAGUUGAUUGUAUUUACUGGUGUAGCCAUUAGCUUUUGUUUUCAUUUUUGAGCUGUAUUUGUAUUUUUGUUUUAUGAAAUUAAAUGAUUGAAUCUGAAGAUGUUAGCAAGUC